AUGCAAACCACUCGUCUUGCAUACACAACGGCCAGAGCCAUCCCGAGAGGCCGACUUGGGCUCCACAACUCUCCGUUGGUCUUCGGUACCAGAUCGCUCCAGCAGGCUUCCAACAGAGGCAUUCACACCAAGCCAGCGGCCAAGGCCGUGGCGACCUCCAUCCCGAAGCAGGACGUUGUUUCUGACGACCCAAAUGCGUACCUUGCGACCUUGAAGACGUCUGAGUUACUCUCCUACUCCAUCAUCGGUAUGGCUACCUUGACCAAGCCGAUCUUGAACCUUGUGAUCAAGCUUUUCCCAUAUGUGCCAAUGUGGGCCAUUAAGGGUCUUGUCUACAAGACCUACUGCGGUGGUGAGACCAUCUCCGAUGUCAUUGCUACCGGCCAGCGCUUGCACCAAAGAAAUAUCAAUAACAUGAUGAUUUCCUUGACCAUCGAAGGCUGCGACGGUGACACCGGCUUUGAAGCCCUGUACAUUGUCGACGAAACCAAGAAGUCUGUCACCGACAUCUUGGUUCCCCACAUGGUCAAAAUGUUGAGCGAAGCCGCGCCAUCUGAGAUCAACUCUAUUCCGGCCGGCUACGUCGCCUUGAAGCCUACCGGCUUGGUUAAGGACGCGGCCAAUGUUUUGAGACACUUUGAUCAACCAUCUCACUCCGCCCGGUUCGAGGAGUUGGUGGCCAACUCUGCUGCCAUCAUCGACAUUAUCUACAAGAAGAACGUUGAGUUGAGCAAGGCUUAUCCCGAGAGAGUCUCUCCAUUCGUUGUUGGUGUCAUUGACGCCGAGAGAUUCGAGUUGCAGGAGGGUGUCUACGAGUUGCAGCGUCGUUUAUACUCCAAGUACAACCCUGUCAAUAAGCCGGUUUCUGUCGUCGGUACCAUCCAGAUGUACUUGAAGAACUCUAUGGAGAUUUUGACCAAGGACAUGGCCAUUGCCGAGAAGGAAAACUUCCGAGUCGGUGUCAAGUUGGUCAGAGGCGCGUACAUCCACUCCGAGCCCGACAGAAACGUUAUCCACAACACCAAGGAGGAUACCGACAAGAACUACGAUGCCGGCAUCGCAUUGGCCAUCGACCAGAUCUUGACCAACAAAAACAAGCAGGCUUCUACUAUCGGCCACUUGGUUGUUGCCUCCCAUAACGGCGACUCUCAGUUGAAGGCUACCGAAUUGAUCAAGUCCUACUCUACCACAGACUCUCUCACCUCCGUCCAGUCUCAAUCCCAGCAGUCUGGUAAUAUUGCCUUGGCUCAGUUGAUGGGUAUGGCCGACAACGUUACCUACGACUUGAUCAACAAGCACGGCGUCAAAAACUUGAUCAAGUACGUCGCUUGGGGUCCAGCUCCACAGACCAAGGAGUACUUGUUGAGGAGAUUGGAGGAAAACGGCGACGCCAUGAGAGCCGAUUCCGGUUGGGGCUUGUUGAAGGGCUGUUUGCAGGUUUUGGGCAAGAGAGCCUUCUAA
Babjeviella inositovora NRRL Y-12698 is the source of this 1461-nucleotide messenger RNA. It is a transcript of the gene PUT1, whose product is annotated as proline dehydrogenase. The transcript has a single exon. NCBI's taxonomy places the organism in Eukaryota, Fungi, Ascomycota, Pichiomycetes, Serinales. The record is from RefSeq and is a predicted model, not a curated record. Bases 1 to 1461 code for a protein of 486 amino acids. Gene Ontology annotation, cellular component: mitochondrion. Gene Ontology annotation, molecular function: FAD binding; proline dehydrogenase activity.